Messenger RNA from Silurus meridionalis, 1719 nucleotides. It is a transcript of the gene ca4b, whose product is annotated as carbonic anhydrase IV b. Lineage: Eukaryota; Metazoa; Chordata; Actinopteri; Siluriformes; Siluridae. The record is from RefSeq and is a predicted model, not a curated record. Gene Ontology annotation, molecular function: zinc ion binding; carbonate dehydratase activity. Gene Ontology annotation, cellular component: plasma membrane. The transcript has 8 exons. The coding region runs from base 80 to 988 and encodes 302 amino acids.
AAAAAGGCUCAUUCUCUAUGCAUUACUAUUACGGUAAUAGUAAUCUUGUUUGGCUUUUGUAGCAAACAAGCAAAGCAAGAUGCAAAUCUUAAAGAUAUUGGCCCUUUUAUAUUCUCUUUCAGGGGUGGCUAUGGGUGCAGAGUGGUGCUAUAAAUCCCAGGUCUCUUGUGACAACUCAUGCAAAGGACCAGAUGAAUGGAAGGACGUAGCAUCAACUUGUGGCGGCAAAAAACAGUCACCUAUUAACAUUGUAACACGAAAGGUGACUAUUAACCACCUGCCCCCCUUCAAAUUUGAUGGUUACCAACAUGCUUUUGAAAGCAUUAUCACAAAUAAUGGUCACACAGUUAAGUUAAACUUGUCAGGUGAGGCUGUGAUCAGUAAUGCCGGGCUCACAGGUGAAUACAAAGCAGUGGAAGUUCAUUUUCAUUGGGGCAAGAAUGGUGGACCAGGAUCAGAGCACACUAUUGAUGGAGAGCAGUACCCUAUGGAGAUGCAUAUUGUUCACAUAAAAAAAAGUUACAGUUCGGUUUCAGAAGCUACUAAAGACCCACUUGGACUAGCAGUUCUUGGAAUGUUGUACCAGGAAUCGCCCAACAGAAACAUGAAAUAUGAUUCCAUCAUAAACGCACUGUCUAGCAUCAAAUACCCUGGCAACAAAACCACAGUAGGACCUGUGAGUUUGGACAGUCUUCUUCCUCCCCACUGUGAAUUGAUGAAGUACUUCCGCUAUAAUGGCUCUCUGACUACACCCAACUGUUCAGAGUCAGUCAUUUGGACUGUAUUUGAAAACACCACCAAACUUAGCAAGCAGCAACUCUCUGCAUUCUCGGAUCUGUGGUUUGAUAACAGGACUGCCAUGACUGAAAACUUUCGCCCUGUGCAGCCACUCAAUGGUCGAAAUGUUUUUUAUUCUGGAAGCAGUAUUGCAUCUGUCAGUACAGUACUGGUUGUUAGUAUUUCAAUCAUUACCUUUUUGAAUCUUUAGGAAAAAGGUUAUAAACCCUAUCAGUAAUCAGUCAGACUGAUAGAAGAAUUUGUAUGCUAAACGCUUAUUUUUGUGCAAGUGUUUAUGACAGAUUUUGUAGUGUUUUAUGAUGAUAGAUAGAUAGAUAGAUAGAUAGAUAGAUAGAUAGAUAGAUAGAUAGAUAGAUAGAUAGAUAGAUAGAUAGAUAGAUAGAUAGAUAGACAACUAAAAGAAUGCAUAUUCAAAGAGAAACUUCAACUAGAAUACAUUGGUUCUACAGCUAAAUGCUUAAAUGUUGGAAAGGGUUUUGCAUAACCAAUUGCAGACCCUAUACAUGUGUACUGUACCUUUUUACCUGCAUACAAUAAAUAUUAUAUCAGUAGUCUCUUACUAUCUUAAAAUAUCAGCAAAAAAAUAUUGAUGUGAAAAUCACAGAUACAGAUCACAGAUAUACUGUAAAUUACAAGACAGUGAAAUUCUUUCUUUGCAUACUGAGCACAGCCUUGGUCAUGAUAUAGCAACCAUGAAGCAAAGAGGGUUAAGGGCCUUGCUCAAGGGUCCAAGAGUAUCAGCUUGGCAAUUCCCUGGAUUCCAAUCAGUAACCCAGUGGCUUAAACACUUCAAAAAUUCAUGCACCGUACAGUACAUAUAAAACUGUGCACAUGCUGCAUUUUUGCAUGGCAUCUGGACUAUACACUGUAUUUAUACCUCUGUUCACUUUUAAUCUAUAAAACAAUGUUAUUCAUUUUUUA